Hydra vulgaris (swiftwater hydra) is the source of this 1140-nucleotide messenger RNA. NCBI's taxonomy places the organism in Eukaryota, Metazoa, Cnidaria, Hydrozoa, Anthoathecata, Hydridae. The record is from RefSeq and is a predicted model, not a curated record.
AUGAUUAGAAUCAUUGUCAAUUGCACUAAUGCUGAAGCUCGUAGAAUAAGACUAGAAUGGGUUGACACGACAGUAAAUGAGCUUUAUGAGUUUAUUGGAGUUCUUCUUUUAGCUGGAGUGUUUCAUUAUAAAAAUCAAAGCAUAAAAGAGCUUUGGAGUAAAUUAGAUGGCAUACCGAUAUUUUCUACUUCAAUGCAAAGAGAUCGCUUUGUUAACUUGCGACGAUGCAUUCGAUUUGAUGAGAAAGAAACAAAAAAUCAAAAACGGUUUGAAGACAAAUUUGCACCUUUAAGAAAUAUAAUGGAAAUGUUUACUACUAAAUGUAAGAGCAACUACAAUCCAAGUGCAUAUCUUACUGUUGAUGAGCAAUUAGUUACAUUUAGGGGACGUUGUCCAUUUAAGAUGUUUAUACCUACUAAGCCAGGAAAGUAUGGAAUGAAGAUAUGGAUAUUAUGUGAUGCUGAAACUUCUUACUGCAUAAAUUUGCAACCGUAUAUUGGUAGAGUAAAUGGAGUACGUGAUGUUGGACAAGGUACACGAGUAGUUCUUGAACUAACUGAUCACUUAAAUGGAAGUGGUAGAGACAUAACAGCUGAUAAUUUUUUUAACAACAUUCAUCUUGCACGUGCAUUGCUAGGACGUAAAAUGACAUACACUGGCACCAUUAAAAAAAAUAAAGGAGAAAUACCAAAAAAGUUAUUGCCAGCCUUCCAUCAACCAGUUUAUUCUAGCAUUUUUGGUUUUCAAAAUGUCUCUACUAUUGUUUCUUAUGUACCUAAGAAAAACAAAGCAGUAAUAUUAUUAUCAACCUUCCAUCACAGUAAUGACAUUGUUAUGGACCAUAAUGAAAAACCGUGUAUUAUUUUCGAUUACAACAAAUAUAAAGGUGGAGUUGACACAUUAGACCAGUUUGAUGCAAAUGACAAUCUUCCACAAAUAGUUGCAAAUAAUAAUCUUCGCCAAGUAAUUGUACAAAAUAACCUAUUAAAUCAAGGUCAACCAAAUCAAGAGCAGCACAUAAAAAAGUGCUAUAUGUGUCCUCGUGUUCAAGACAGAAAAACCCGUCUUCAAUGUGCAUCAUGUAGCCAUUCUGUUUGCAAGGCUCAUAGCAAAAUUGUUUGCAAUAGUUGCCUUAUUUAG